AUGGAAUCCUCCAUUUCUUCAGGCGACGCUUCGAGCUCGCGAUCUUCAAGAGCUGUCAACGACCCUGUUCUUCGAAACACGCUGCGCUACACCAUCUCAGCUCACGAAUAUGCAAGUCUGCACAAGUACAUACUAUCUCGAUCCCGCGUACUGCGUCGCGCAACUCCAACGCCAAACCGUGUUGAAAAGGCGCUGCAGCCGUCAAAAGGUGGUGAUGAUUAUAAUGCUAGAACAGUGCGACAUGCGCUUAGGGUCUUUGUGAUGACCUUUCUCGGCAUGAAGGGAUGGGAUAUUGUCGCGAAGAGGAUGGGGAAAGAAGAACCCAGCACUGGUGGUAAAAAGAAGCCAUUCUACAAGUCUCCCGCCCUGAGGCUGUCUAUUUCGCUUUCUACCAUUCUUCUCCUUUACAGAAUCCUCUUCCGUUUCUUCACUCGACUGCGUGUGCAUCUCCUUGACCCCCAAGUCGAGCCUUUCCGUGCACGCAAUCCCCGAACUGCAGCGAUGCUGACAUCUCCCUCUGCACCAGCCAUUGGUGCCUCAUUCGCUGGCCUGGCUCUUGGCAUCUACCCAGCACAAAAGAUGCGUGUCACUAUCGCCAUUUACACAAUCUUCCGUGCUUUGGAGUUUGCCUACAAUUUCUGUGAGGCUGAUGGCCUUAUCUGGGGCCGCAAGAACGGUAUCAAGAGGGAGAGGCCUUGGUGGUUCGGAAGCUGGAUGUUGCAGCCAUUUGCUUUUGGACAGCUUCUCCAUGCUGCUGUUUUCGAUCGCGAUUGCUUCCCCAAGCCUUUUGGAGACUUGAUCUUCAAGAGUUCUUCGGCUUACUUGCACCCACGCCCGCAGGAUUGGUCGUCGAGCGUCAAGUGGCCUCAGACUUCUGAGAUCGUUGACAGCUUGGCUCAAAUGGCGCGCCUGAGCUGGCCUGCCUAUGUUUCUCCCACUCUCUUCCCUGGCAAAGAGGUUCUUCCUCCUAGCCUCAGCGCAAUCGCGCCACUGACAUCUCGAGCUCAUCCUCUCAUCACAUCCCUCUCAUGCGCCACUCUGCACCCGGGAGACCCAUCUUGUGCUCGAACUUAUCUUACUUUCUGGCUUCAGACUUUCCCGCCCUUUGCUCGCUUCUUCGUCGCAGUCUUCUCUGCGCUCACCGUCAUUCCCCGAUUCUCCAGUCUUUACCAUAAUCCUCUGGUUACGCUCCAGCGCAUCAUCACCAAGGCUCUCCGCAUGUCUACAUUUGCGACAGGUGCGCUUUCCACAGCCUGGGCUUCAAUCUGCUUCUUCCAGCAAUGGCUUCCACGCCACGUCCUCGCGACUCAGCGUGUCUUCCUCGGUGGUUUCUUUGCUGGCCUCUGGGCAUUUGUUGAGCGACGAAAUGGCCGUGGACUGUUCCUGUACAGCGCCCGCGCUAGUGUUGACAGCCUCUGGAAGGUUGGUGUGAAGCGACGUUGGUGGAAGAGCAUGAAGGGCGGCGAUGUCUGGGUCUUCAUGUUGGCACUCAUGGUCACUGGUGUUGUCUACGAGAAGGAUGCCCAAGCAAUCCGCGAGACUAACUGGCGAAAGGGAGUCAGCUGGCUUCAGGGCCAGGGAUGGAGAGAUUGGGGAGCUGAGGAUGAUGAGGAUGAGGAGAACAAGGACAAGGAGGAGUGA
Messenger RNA from Fusarium subglutinans, 1641 nucleotides. RefSeq lists its product as uncharacterized. Bases 1 to 1641 code for a protein of 546 amino acids. The transcript has 3 exons. Lineage: Eukaryota; Fungi; Ascomycota; Sordariomycetes; Hypocreales; Nectriaceae. The record is from RefSeq and is a predicted model, not a curated record.